Molecule: messenger RNA, 1891 nt
Organism: Panicum hallii
Lineage: Eukaryota; Viridiplantae; Streptophyta; Magnoliopsida; Poales; Poaceae
Product: probable LRR receptor-like serine/threonine-protein kinase At3g47570
Exons: 3
Coding region: 172-1815 (547 amino acids)
Biological process (GO): protein phosphorylation
Molecular function (GO): protein binding; protein kinase activity; ATP binding
Source: RefSeq, a predicted model, not a curated record
UAUAUCCGGGACAAUACCACCCGAGAUAGGACACCUCACAAACGUUACGGUUCUUUACCUGGGGAUCAAUCAAUUCAUCGGAAGCCUCCCAGAUACACUCGGAAAUCUUUCAAGGAAAAUGAUUUCAGUGGCCCAAUCCCUGAAGCUUUAGGAUACUGCAAAAAUUUAGCAAUGUUGAACCUCUCAUGGAACAGCCUUGAUGGUCGCAUACCAAAGAAGCUUUUUACUCUUUCCUCCCUUUCUAUAGGCAUGGACUUGUCCCACAACCGACUCUCUGGACAAAUACCACUUGAGAUUGGUGGCUUGAUCAAUCUUGGUCUCCUCAGUAUCUCCAAUAACCAGUUGUCUGGACAAAUUCCCUCCACUCUAGGCCAGUGUGUCCACUUGGAGUCCCUCCACAUGGAAGGGAACCUUCUUGAAGGGAAAAUCCCAAAAUCUUUUUCUGACAUGAGAGGCAUUAUCGAGCUAGAUCUGUCUCGAAAUAAUCUAUCAGGGGAAAUACCUGAAAGGUUCGAGUCCUUCAGCUCCUUGAACCUUCUCAAUCUGUCCUUCAACAACCUCGAAGGUCCAGUACCCACUGGUGGGAUAUUUCAGAAUAAAAGCAUGGUGUACAUUCAGGGGAACAAGAAGCUAUGUGGGAGCAGUCCGUUGCUAAAACUGCCACUUUGUGAUGCUAAGACCUCCAGAAAGAACCAUACUGCCAAAAUUCUGAAGGUACUAGGAUUGAGUGCUCUUUCUUUGCUCCUGUUAUCAUGCUUAGCUAUCAUCCUAUUGAAGAAGAAGAAAGUCGAACGAGCAGCUCAACCAUCCUUCAAGGAACUGAAAAAGUUGUCAUAUGCUGAUAUAGUCAAAGCAACAAAUGGUUUCUCCUCAUCCAACUUGGUUGGUUCAGGAAAAUCUGGAUCAGUUUACAGAGCUAGAUUUGAGUUUGAAGAACGUACAGUUGCCGUCAAGGUUUUCAAACUCGAUCAACUAGGCGCGCCAAAGAGCUUCCUUGCAGAGUGUGAGGCAUUGAGGAACACUCGUCACCGUAAUCUUGUAAGGGUUAUUACUGCAUGCUCAACAAUUGAUUCAUCAGGACAUCAGUUCAAAGCUCUUAUUCUUGAAUAUAUGCCUAAUGGUAGCCUAGAGAGCUGGCUCUAUCCUACGAAACUAAACAAGCACGGACUGAAAAGCCCAUUGAGUUUGGGCUCCAGGAUAACGAUAGCAAUGGAUAUAGCUUCUGCUUUGGAUUAUCUACACAACAGUUGUGUGCCUUCUGUGGCCCACUGUGAUUUGAAGCCCAGCAAUGUCCUUCUUGAUGAUGUCAUGGGUGCACGUCUUGCUGACUUCGGGUUAGCUAAGUUUCUUCACAGUUUCAGUCAUUCAUGCCAUCAAAGUUCUACAAGCUUACUGGGACCAAGAGGAUCAAUAGGAUAUAUUGCGCCAGAGUACGGCUUCGGGAGCAAACUCUCAACUGAAGGCGAUGUCUACAGCUAUGGAAUUAUCAUCUUAGAAAUGCUCACAGGGAAGCGUCCAACAGAUGAGAUGUUUACUGAUGGUUUGAACCUUCACAAAUUUGUGGAAAAAGCAUUUCCUCAAAAGAUUACUGAAGUUCUAGAUCCUUGCAUCGUUCCAAGUUCUGAAGAUGGUGAUGUGCACGACAAUUUGAAACAUGGAAAUAAUGCAACAAAUGGCGUGAAGAGCUGCAUUGUGCAUCUUGUUAAACUCGGUCUCUCGUGCUCUACGGAGACACCAAAAGAUCGACCAACAAUGCAGGAUGUUUAUGCUGAAGUCAUCACAAUCAAAGAAGCAUUUGCAGCGCUACACGGCUGAGUAAAAGGACUGUUGUUUCUGCUGUUCACAUAAUAGUAGAGCAUGAUGGCCUUUGCCUAAUUUGCUUGGUUUGUCU